Solanum dulcamara is the source of this 1608-nucleotide messenger RNA. RefSeq names its product xyloglucan-specific galacturonosyltransferase 1-like. The record is from RefSeq and is a predicted model, not a curated record. The transcript has 2 exons. NCBI's taxonomy places the organism in Eukaryota, Viridiplantae, Streptophyta, Magnoliopsida, Solanales, Solanaceae. Bases 1 to 1608 code for a protein of 535 amino acids. Gene Ontology annotation, molecular function: glycosyltransferase activity.
AUGACUACUACUUUUUCCAAGAAAAAAACUAAGCUUUCCAAAAAUGAACUUUGCAGCUUAGCUAAACUUAUAUUUCUCAUACCUAUUACAAUCCUCUUCUUGCUUCUAAUCUUCUUGUGGUCAUCGUCGUCCACCAUUAUUUCUGGUAAAAUCAUCCAUUUAUGCUUCCAAUCGCGUAAACUCAAUGAUCUUUAUUGCAUUUCUGCAGGCACACAACCAAAUCUUGAUGUCUCUAGUGCCCUUUCACCAAACGUUAGUUCAACGAAAUAUGUUGAUGACUUGCAACAAAAAUCAACACGUCUUGGCAUACCGAUCCCUCCAGGAUAUCAUGCCUUUAGAAAUGGCAUGGUUAAGAGUGACGAGGAAUUGCUUGUGGCUUAUAACGACGUGGAGGAUCAAUUAGUUGUGCAUCGAUCGUGGACAUCAACGAGCCAAAACCAUAAUGCAACAUUAUGUGAUGGCAGGGGAAUUUAUGUGUACGAAUUGCCAACGAAGUUUAACAAGGAUUUGGUGUCUCAGUGUGCUGAUAUGAUUCCGUGGGUCGAUUUAUGUAAGUAUUUCAGCAAUGAUGCAAUGGGUGAACCAGUAGAAAAGCUAGGAAAAGGAUGGUACCAAACUCAUCAAUAUUCAUUGGAGUUGAUAUUUCACUCAAGAGUUAUGAGUCAUCCUUGUAGAGUACAGAACAGAAGUGAAGCAGAGCUUUUUUAUGUGCCUUUCUAUGCUGGACUUGAUGUCUUGAGAUGGCAUUUCAAGAAUGUAACAAAUGAUGUCAAGGAUUCUUUGGGACUAGAACUUGUGAAAUGGCUCGAGUCGCAACCAACUUGGUUUAAACGAUCAGGUAAAGAGCAUAUCUUUGUUCUUGGGAAAAUUUCUUGGGAUUUCAGAAGAUAUAGCAACUCGAAUUGGGGAAGUAGGUUCUUGGAGCUAGACGAAAUGCAGAAUCCGGUGAAACUAUUGAUAGAACGACAACCAUGGCACCUCAACGACAUAGGAAUACCUCAUCCAACUUUUUUCCAUCCUCAAUCAGACGAAGACAUAACAACAUGGCAACUAAAAAUCCUCAACGAAAAUCGAAAAAGCCUCAUAAGCUUUGCUGGUGCAGCAAGGCCUGAUGCACCAGAAAGCAUUAGGUCAAUCUUAAUCAACCAAUGCACUUCAACUAGUAAAUGCAAAUUCAUGAAUUGUAGUUCGGGUUCAUGUGAUCAACCCGAGUCCAUCAUCGAGUUGUUCAUUGAAUCCGAAUUCUGUUUACAGCCUCCGGGCGAUAGCCCAACAAGAAAAUCAGUAUUUGAUUCUCUUAUAUCAGGUUGUAUUCCUGUAAUUUUUGAUCCAUUUACAGCAUACUAUCAAUAUCCAUGGCAUUUACCAGAAGAUUACAAAAAAUAUUCUGUUUUCAUUGAUCAAGAAGAUGUGCGGAACAUGAAAGUUAAUGUUGUGGAAAGGCUAAUGAAUAUUCCUGCAGGGGAAACAGAGAACAUGAGAAGAUAUAUAAUUUAUGAAUUAUUGCCUGGAUUGGUGUAUGGAGAUCCAAAAUCUAAGCUGGAGAAAUUCCAAGAUGCAUUUUCUAUAACAAUGAAUAAUCUAUUUGAAAGGUUGAAUAGAUUGUAG